This is a messenger RNA of Papaver somniferum (opium poppy), 864 nucleotides long. RefSeq lists its product as uncharacterized. The transcript has 2 exons. NCBI's taxonomy places the organism in Eukaryota, Viridiplantae, Streptophyta, Magnoliopsida, Ranunculales, Papaveraceae. The record is from RefSeq and is a predicted model, not a curated record. Bases 1 to 864 code for a protein of 287 amino acids. Gene Ontology annotation, molecular function: protein dimerization activity.
AUGUUUAGUUCAACUUGUCAAGUUUUGCUUAACGUUAUUCAAGGUGGUACUAAAGCUUCACAGCGAUCACUAGCGUAUGGGGCUUAUGAAAACAUGACUACUUUUGAUUUUGUGUUCAUCUUGCAUGUCAUGAAGAAAACCAUGGAGAUCACCGACUUACUCUCCCAGGCUUUGCAAUACCAAUCUCAGGACAUUGUAAAUGCUAUAAAUAUAGAUGUUCCUGAUUUCAAUUCUAAUUAUGUUCCAUUAAUAAGAGGAGUAGGAGCUCGUCAUCAUUCUAGUACUUUUACGAUUAUGGAACACUAUCGUGUGGAUAUCUUUAAUGCUGCUAUAGAUGCUCAGUUAUCAGAACUGAUUAGCAGGUUCAACGAAGAAACGAUGGAAUUACUUAUCCUUAGUAGAGCUUUGGAUCCUCGUGAAGGGAAAAAAUCAUUUAAAGUUGAUGAUAUUUGCAGAUUGGUCAAUAAGUUUUAUCCAAAGGAUUUCACGGAACAAGAGAAAUUACACUUGAAGAUACAACUUCGCCAUUAUGAGCAUAAUGUUGUCUCUUCUGAAGAGUUUAAGAAAUUGAGGAAUAUAUCUAGUUUGUGUGAAUGGUUGGCGAAGAAUGGAAAAUCGACUACAUAUUCUCUUAUACAUAGAGUGAUAGAACUUGUGCUUACCCUACCAGUUUCUACUGCAACAGAAGAGCGGGUUUUUUCAGCAAUGAAGAUUAUCAAAACUAGACUUCGUAGUAAAAUGGGUGAUGAAUUCCUUGGAGACUCUUUGAUUGUGCUUAUCGAAAAAGAAAUUGCUAAGAAGUUUAGCAUUGAUUCAAUGAUUGAUGAUUUUCGAGAUUUAAAAGAACGUCGAGUAAUGUUUUGA